AGGCCGGGCGCGUCGGCGGAAUUCUGGGAGCUGCGGCCGGCUCGGGCUGUCGGGCGCCGCGGCCUCAGGGGCAGUGCCGCCCGCGGCGGUUCGCGCUCCGGGGCGGGGCCCAGGUUUCUAGUGACAGCCCCAGGGAUCAUCAGGCCUGGAGGAAAUGUGACUAUUGGGGUGGAGCUUCUGGAACACAGCCCCCCACAGGUUACUGUGAAGGCCGAGCUGGUCAAGAAGGCAGCAAACCUCACCGUCUCCGUCCUGGAAGCAGAAGGACUCUUUGAAAAAGGCUCUUUCAAGACACUUAUUCUUCCAUCACUACCUCUGAACAGUGCAGAUGAGAUUUAUGAGCUACAUGUAGCUGGACGUGCCCAGGAUGAGAUUUUAUUCAGUAAUAGCACUCGCUUAUCAUUUGAGACCAAGAGAAUGACUGUCUUCAUUCAAACAGACAAGUCCCUAUACAAGCCAAAGCAAGACGUGAAGUUUCGUAUUGUCACACUCUUCUCAGAUUUUAAACCUUGCAGAACUGCUGUGAACAUUCUCAUUAAGGACCCCAAGUCGAAUCUGAUCCAGCAGUGGUUGUCAGAACAAAGUGAUCUUGGAGUCAUUUCUAAAACUUUUCGGUUAUCUUCCCAUCCAAUACUUGGUGACUGGUCCAUUCAAGUUCAAGUGAAUGACCAGAUGUAUUAUCAAUCAUUUCAGGUUUCAGAAUAUGUAUUACCAAAAUUUGAAGUUGCUUUGCAGACACCAUUAUAUUGUUCUUUAAAUUCUAAGAGUUUAAAUGGUACUGUCAUAGCAAAGUAUACGUAUGGGAAGCCAGUGAAAGGAGAUGUAACACUUACAUUUUUACCUUUAUCCUUUUGGGGCAUGAAGAAAAAUAUUACAAAAAAAUUAAAGAUAAAUGGAUAUGCAAACUUCUCUUUUAAUGAUGAAGAGAUGAAAAAGGUAAUGGAGUUUUCGGAGGGGCUUUCUGAACACGUGUAUCUGUCUUCCCCUGGGCCGGUAGAAAUUUUAGCCACAGUGACAGAAUCGCUCACAGGUAUCUCAAGAAAUGCAAGCUCCAAUGUAUUUUUCAAGCAACAUGAUCACAUCAUUGAAUUUUUUGAUUAUGCUACUGUCUUGAAGCCGUCUCUCAACUUCACAGCCACUGUGAAGGUAACCCGUUCUGAUGGCAAUCAACUAACUCCUGAAGAAAGAAGAACUAAUGUGGUCAUAACAGUGACACAGAGAAACUAUACCGAUUACUGGAGCAGGUGGAACAGUAGAGACCAGGAAGUAGAAGCUGUCCAGAUUAUAAAUUAUACUGUCCCACAAAAUGGAAUCUUUAAGAUUGAAUUCCCAAUCCUGGACGAUUCCAGCGAGCUACAAUUGAAGGCCUCUUUCUUGAAUAGUGUGAGCAGCAUGGCAGUUCACGGUAUGUUUAUGUCUCCUAGUAAAACAUAUAUCCAGCUGAAAACAAGAGAUGAAAAUAUAAAGGUGGGAUCACCUUUUGAGUUGGUGGUUAGUGGCAACAAGCAAUUGAAGGAGUUAAGCUACAUGGUGGUGUCCAGGGGACAGUUGGUGGCUGUAGGCAAACAAAAUUCAACAGCCUUCUCUUUAACACCAGAGAAUUCUUGGGCUCCGAAAGCCUGUAUAAUUGUGUAUUAUAUUGAAGAUGAUGGGGAAAUUAUAAAUGAUGUUCUAAAAAUUCCUGUUCAUCUUGUUUUUAAAAAUAAGAUAAAUCUAUUUUGGAGUAAAGCGAAUGCUGAACCAUCGGAGAAAGUCUCUCUUAGGGUCUCUGUGACACAGCCGGACUCCGUAGUUGGCAUUGUAGCUGUUGACAAAAGUGUGAAUCUGAUGAAUGCCUCAAAUGAUAUUACAAUGGAAAAUGUGGUCCACGAGUUGGAACUUUAUAACACGGGAUAUUAUUUAGGCAUGUUCAUGAAUUCUUUUGCAGUCUUUCAGGAAUGUGGCCUCUGGGUAUUGACGGAUGCACACCUUGUGAAGGAUUCCAUUGAUGGUGUUUAUGACAGUGUAGAGAGUGCCGAGAGGUUUGUGGAGGAGAGUGAAGCGUACGUGGUCGAUCUCCGUGACUUUGCUUUGGGUAGCCGUCCGCACGUCAGAAGGCAUUUUCCUGAGACUUGGCUUUGGCUGGACGCCAACAUGGGUUCCAGGAUGGACCAAGAAUUUGAAGUUACCGUACCUGAUUCUAUCACUUCUUGGGUCGCUACUGCGUUUGUGAUCUCUGAGGACUUGGGUCUUGGACUGACAACUACUCCAGUGGAGCUACAAGCCUUCCAACCAUUUUUCAUUUUUUUGAAUCUUCCCUACUCUGUUAUCAGAGGUGAAGAAUUUGCUUUGGAAGUAACCAUAUUCAAUUAUUUGAAAGAUGUCACUGAGGUUAAGGUAAUCAUUGAGAAAAGUGACAAAUUUGAUAUUCUAAUGGCUUCAAAUGAAAUAAAUGCCACAGGACACCAGCAGACCAUUCUGGUUCCCAGUGAGGAUGGGGCAACUGUUCUUUUCCCAAUCAAGCCAAUACAUCUGGGGGAAAUUCCUAUCACAGUCACAGCUGUUUCACUGGCUGCUUCCGAUGCUGUCACCCAGAAGAUUUUAGUAAAGGCUGAAGGAAUAGAAAAAUCCUAUUCACAGUCCAUCCUAUUAGACUUGACUGACAACAAGCUACAAACGACUCUGAAAACCUUGAGCUUCUCGUUUCCUCCUGACACAGUGAGCGGCAGUGCGAGAGUCCAGGUCACUGCAAUUGGAGAUAUUCUUGGCUCUUCCAUCAAUGGCUUAGCCUCAUUGAUUCGGAUGCCUUAUGGCUGUGGUGAACAGAACAUGAUAAAUUUUGCUCCAAAUAUUUAUGUUUUGGAUUACCUGACCAAAAAGAAACAACUGACAGAAAAUUUAAAAGAAAAAGCCCUUUCAUUUAUGAGGCAAGGUUACCAGAGAGAACUUCUCUAUCAGAGGGAAGACGGCUCUUUCAGUGCCUUUGGGAAGGAUGACCCCUCUGGGAGCACUUGGUUGUCAGCUUUUGUUUUAAGAUGUUUUCUUGAAGCUGAUCCUUACAUAGAUAUCGAUCAGAAUGUGUUGCACAGAACAUAUACUUGGCUCAAAGGACGUCAGAAAUCCAGUGGUGAAUUUUGGGAGCCAGGAAGAGUGAUCCAUAGUGAGCUUCAAGGUGGCAGUACAAGUCCAGUAACGCUUACAGCUUAUAUUGUGACUUCUCUCCUGGGAUAUAAAAAGUAUCAGCCUAAUAUUGAUGUGCAAGAGUCUAUCAACUUUCUGGAGUCUGAAUUCAACAGAGGAAUUUCAGACAAUUACACUCUAGCCCUUAUUACUCAUGCGCUGUCAUCCGUGAGGAGCCCCAAAGCCAAGGAGGCUUUGGAUAUGCUGACUUGGAGAGCAGAACGAGAAGGAGACAUGCAGUUCUGGGUGACAUCAGUGUCCAGACUUUCUGAGUCCUGGCAGCCAAGCUCCCUGGAUAUUGAAGUCGCUGCCUAUGCCCUGCUCUCACACUUCCUGCAGGGCCAGCUUUCUGCGGGAGUCCCAGUUAUGAGAUGGCUGAGCAGGCAGAGGAAUCGCUUGGGAGGUUUUGUGUCUACCCAGGACACCAUUGUGGCCUUGAAGGCCCUGUCUGAAUUUGCAGCCCUGAUGAACACAGAAAGGACAAAUAUCCAAGUGACUGUGAUGAGGCCCACUUCACCAAGUCCUGUAAAGUUUCUGAUUGACACACAGAACCGCUUUCUCCUCCAGACGGCAGAGCUUGCUGUGGUACAGCCAACUACAGUUAAUAUUUCCGCAAAGGGUGUUGGAUUUGCUGUUUGUCAGCUUAAUAUUAUUUAUAAUGUGAAAGAUUCAGGGUCUUCCAGAAGUCAAAAAUCUAUCCAAAAUCAAGAAGCCUUUGAUUUAGAUGUUGCUGUAAAAGAUAAUAAAGAUGAUCUCAAUCACCUGAAUUUGAAUGUGUGCACAAGGUUUUUGGGGCCAGCUAGAAGUGGCAUGGCCCUUAUGGAAGUUAACCUACUCAGUGGUUUCAUGGUGCCUUCGGACGCAAUUCCUCUGAGCGAGACAUUGAAGAAAGUGGAACAUGAACAUGGAAAACUGAACCUGUAUUUAGAUUCUGUGAAUGAAACCCUGUUUUGUGUUGAUAUUCCUGCUGUGAGAAACUUCAAAGUUUCAAAUACACAAGAUGCUUUAGUGUCCAUAGUGGAUUACUAUGAACCAAGGAGACAAGCGGUGAGAAGUUACAACUCUGAAGUGAAGCUGUCCUCCUGUGACCUCUGUGGGGACGACCACAGCUGCCGUCCUUGUGAGAAUGGGGUGGCGGCCUCCUGUUGUCACUCGUCUGUCGUUUUCGUUUUCUGUUUUGUGCUUCUGUUCUCUUUGCAGUGUUGGCUGUGAUUUAAAUUUUAAGGACUCCAUGUAGUACUUAGAUUUCCGGAAGUCACAUGUGAUUGUCUUGUUUCAUAACCAAAUGUUGCCUCUGACUAUUUCAAAAUACAAUUUUUUUCUUUUUAUGGGGUUGAGGGGCUGCUUGGUCUUAGUAUGGGGUAUGGGGUCUCAGUACAUGUAGCUGCACAGAUUUCUUCACCUGACUUCUGUGUGGAACAAAACCCAGAAUUAUUGCAGUUGUGUAUCCUUAUUUCCUCCUCUUAAAAUCUUUUAGGAUCUUUUUUGGAGGUGUUGUUUUCUCCAGAAUAAAUGCAUUAUUUUAGAUUAUUCUUUUCAUCUUCUAGAAGAGUCGAGCCCAGGUUCUUAAGCGCUAUUAGACACCAGAGCUUGCUUUAGUAUUAAAGGUGGAUUUCUGGGAACUGGGGGACUACAAAAGAAGGAGGAGCUUGUUCUGUCUCCUUCCCACCGCCAUCCUCCCUGCUCUCCAGCCCAGCCCACCCCGGUGGGCUCAGUAUAUCCUUCUUAAUUGGAUAUUACCUCUUUCUUUUUAGAAUGUAGGUGGUGAAGUUUCUUUUCAGGAAAUGAUGUUUUUCCACUCCACAUGUGAUUUCGUAUCCAGCCAUUACCCUUCUGCUGUUUUUCUCCUGUAGAGAAUGAGAGAGGGCGUGUGUUUCUGUGCUUUGCACUCUAGUUCAGAGGUUGAGGAGUGUCCAGGAGACCGCCCUUGGGCUCUGGCUGCGCUGCGCUCCCUCCCUGCCUCAGCCCCCAGGGAUCCGGUCGGGGUUGCGAGGCGGGAGUGUUGCGGUCUAUGCCUCCAGUGCCUUGGACUAGAGGAGCCUAUGCCAGGAGACACAGGUUUUGUUAGUAAUGGGGGACCAUAAGCUGAGGGUACAACAAAAUCCUGUCUAAGAUGCCACAGGUUGAUCUCCCUGUGGUCUGGGAAAGAAGCUGAGGUUUGAUGGGGCCCAGAGAGUCUUGACAUGCAUCUGAGCUGAGUGUCGUGGGCUGUUGCCCAGGGUCCUGGAGAAGCUCUUCUAGACUCGGGUGCUGGUGACAUCUAACACUUGCUGGGAGCCUUUAGGAAGAUUUCUGAAUUUUGAGCACCUGGAUCAUUGGUUACCCUGUAUUCUGAAGGACAGUAUUCAUUUAUCUGGGUGAAAAUUUUAAAGAAAAAUUCCUUUCUUCUCCCCCCUCAUUUUCCUCCCUCUCUCUCCUUUCUUUUUUCCCUUCUAAACAUAUUAAAAUAUUUUAGAUAUAUCCAAAAUUAAUUAAAGCUCUUUUCCUAAGUCUAAGAAAUGGUUUAAUUUGGCCUCUUAACUCCAUGGCAUUUCUUUCAAGUGGAUGUGGGGAAAACGAUUGCCGUGGGCUCCACGGAGUCUGUGCUGCAGUAUUUUCAGCUGUUUCACAAUAAAUCCAUCAAAAAUAAAGUCUGCAAAUAUAUCUUUUAGAGUUAACAUUUUAAAUGUUUUUAUUUUGGUGAAUUUUAAGAAGUUAUAGUGCAGUGGGUGUUCAUGUAUUGCUUAUGGAUAUUUUAGAAACCAAGGUAGGAAUUACCAACUUGCAGUUUAAACUUUAAGUUUAAAGCUUGAAGCAUAUAUGUAGGAGACAGAUCCUCAGAGAGUGGUCUGUGGAGAGAGAAGAUAAAUGUCAAAUAACCUUCUUUCUUUGCUUUCAAGUGAAGAACAGUCUUAGUUCUCUUACACCUUUGAGACAGACUGACCUGAAAAAGGCGCUGGGUGCCUUGGGGCUGCCUGGGUGGCGUUUCCACUUUACGCCCUGAAACUUCUUUAGAGAUGAAAGUGUCUUGUAAUGAAGUUCCGGAGGGUGUUGGCAAAGGAUGCUCCCUCUGCUGCGCUGCCUGGGGAACUUUAUACCAACCAUCAAUACCUUACGUUCCUGGUAAAUAAUUUUUACCGAACUUCUAGUAGUGGUGUAUUAGGAAACACUACAAUGGAAAGGCCAUUGGAAGACAGCUUGUAUCUUUUUUAGAUCAUAUUUCCUCAUAUAAAACCUAAAGCUCUAAUACUUUUUUGUGAAGUACUUCAGAUUUCAGAUUAAAACGUCAUCUUGUAACACAUCUCUUUUUAUUAUAAAUUUAUCAAAAGUGAGGAGGAGGAGGAGGAGGAAGUGACAUCCAGCGAGCUCUGACUCAGGCGCACGGGGCCGUCGUCCUCCUUCAUGUCUUUCUGGGAGAACUGGCUCUGCCACAAGCAGUGGGUUUGGUUUAAAAGCAAUUAAAAAGCCACAGGCAUGGGGAGAAAGGAGGAUAUGCAGUAGUAAUAAUAGUGUAGACCAUUUUCUUCAUAUGCUGUAAGCAAUAAUAGUAAAACGCUCAUUUUACUUUGCUUAUGCGGAAGCUCUUCCAUUUAGAAAUGCCGUCAAUUUCAUUUACUGAUACGGACUAAUUUAAAAUCCCCCUUCUCUCCCACUAACUGGGAACCUUAUUGAGACACUAGCAUAUGUCACUUACAGUGUUGACUGGCCAAUGGUUCCAGAGACUGAACGCUGGAAAUAGUUAGCAGCCAGACAAUUCAAGGACAGAACAAGGCUUUUGUAUUUGGUUCCACCAUCUUGCUACCAUCAGUUAUAAUUCUGAAAAAGAAAUUAAAAUAACCAGCAAUCUGUUCUCUGUAUGUGUGAGUUUGGCUAAAAUAGGCGCAGUUAAUGAAAUACUUCCUUUUAUUGUGUUGUUCUAUUAUACUUUAUAGUUUUCAAAAUUUUGUAACAAGAGUAUCUUUGGUUUAGUAUUUUGGUUAUAUUAUAAUCUGAGGAGCAUUGUGCUAAUAUAAAAUCCAGAUAUGCAUCUAUUACCUGUUUGUUACUUAUAUAUGCAAUACCAAAUCCCACACCUAGGGGUUUGCAGAAUUGUAGAUAGCAUAAUUCUCCCUGCUUCCAUUCUUUUGGGCCUGGGUAUAGUUAUCUUUUAAAAAAUGUUAUAUUUAGCCCUAAUUUCUGUUUAUGUUAAAUAUAGUUAUAAAUAGUCCGGCAAUAUAAUAUCAGUUAUCUUUAUUUUGAUAUAAUUUAGUUAUUUCAUUCAACAUUUCUGGCUGUCCUAUGAUAUUUUUUAAAAAUGGGAGUUAUGAUUUUUGUCAUUUUUUAAAGAGACCGUUUUAUUAACCUGCUGACAUAUAAUCUGUUCUUUGUAACCACCUUAUUUUUUCUAAUUUGCUUUAUUGAAGUUUAAUAGUGAUCUCUAUAAAAAUGUGUUGUAAAUACCUUCUUGACAAGGUUUCUUAACAUAAGGGCAGUACUUAGUCUGACUUUGCCAAGUGGCUCCCGUGGACCCAGUGCCGUUGUGUAUUCUGGGGCAUCAUUUUCUUGCACAUCGUAAGUCUGAGACGCUCGCAGGAAGUGGACUCACUCCUGGAUAAGCUUCGGCACCUUCUACACUCUCAGUGGAGGCUUCUGUUAGACAGAAGAGUAUAUUCUUCAUUUUUCUUUGUUUUCAAAUUCCAGUAAGGCAUAGCAUUUUUAAGCACUUAAAAAUUUCCUAUCAUCUAUUCAAAUGAUAUUGAUGUUUAUGUUAAAUGUCUUAAGUUGCAUUGGGAGUAAUUUGAGGUGUAGCUCUUUUUGUCACUACCUUGGAUAGAGCACCAUUAUCCUACUUUCUUUGGGAAACUAAGCAGUAAAUAUAAAUCUUUAAUUAAGCAUAUAUCAGUGAGAGUAGGCUUGUUUCAAAACUAUUCCAGCCAAUGAGUUGUGUUUUCAUUACCUCAUCAAAAGAUAGUGCCACAUCACAUCAUUCCAUAGAAUGUUGUCAUUUUCAUUUCAAUUAUUGUCACACAGGAAAAUAGAUAUUUUCUAGAUGAUUUCUGAAUUUCUCACUUCAAAUGGCACUGAUACAUUGGUAUGUGUGGGUCUCUGUAAUAGGGAUGGUAUUGACACACGUGUUGCUACGUAUUUAGGAAUAAUUCUAUCUCAUGUUGUCAUGAGGCCACAACGUACCCCUUUCCUGCGCAGUGUCUUGAAUCAGCGGUGGAGGGUGGUUCCGUGUUCCAUCCGUAGGUCUUCACGGUUUAUCUUUGAUAGCUUCAGUACAGUGUGGCUCUGUUGUAGGCCUUCACGCCCUUAUGUUUCGGUUUUCAGUAGGGUGCAGUUGAUGUGGUGGGGCCAAUUUAUUUUGUACACAGGGAGCUUUAUAUAGUUGUAUUUGUAAAUCCCCUAUUUUGAGAAGCCGUUUUGCAUAUGGGAAGAAUACUGUUGAAAUAAAACAAAAACUAAAGUUUUAUAUAUUGAUCAAGGUGAUUCUGAAAGUUUAACUUUUAAAUGUUAGAAUGUUAUGUUAUCAUUAAUUGUACACUGUUAUGUAUUGAAUAGGAAAUUAUGGUUUAUCAAUAAAAUAUAAAAUUCACAUUA
Molecule: messenger RNA, 8718 nt
Organism: Equus quagga
Lineage: Eukaryota; Metazoa; Chordata; Mammalia; Perissodactyla; Equidae
Gene: CD109
Product: CD109 molecule
Exons: 33
Cellular component (GO): extracellular region
Molecular function (GO): endopeptidase inhibitor activity
Source: RefSeq, a predicted model, not a curated record